Messenger RNA from Coregonus sp. 'balchen', 1799 nucleotides. The record is from the annotation of a GenBank genome assembly. Lineage: Eukaryota; Metazoa; Chordata; Actinopteri; Salmoniformes; Salmonidae.
AUGGAAGAUCCGGUUCCCAACGCGCCCACCAUGGUCUCCAGGCUGCCCAAGUUUGGCUCGCGCCCCACGGCUGUGGCUGGCACCGCCCCACUGACCGUUGGGACCCAUCACCACCCUGUCUCCAGCACCACGGGCAAAGGGUUACCCACUGCCACCACCAGGCAGAACGGGACAAUCCGGAUGCCCCCCUCCUCCUCUCUUAAGGGGAAAGGGGGAGAACCUGUGGAGAGGCAGGUGGACUCACGGGAGGAGGACAGAACUGGAGCUGGGCAUCACCCCCGACAACCGCAGCACUUACCAAUGGUGGUACGGGUGAUUAAGAAGCCAUCUACCAUGCCUGCCACAGUUAAGGUACAGGGGUGUUCCUCCACCUUCCCCAGGACUAUACGCUCCAGAACUGGGUCUCGCGGGGCCAUCCUCAAACAGGCCUCGUCUGGACAGAGUCUCGGCAAUGGCAAAGCGGGUCUCAACGGCCAGGUGGGUAGUGGUGGGCGGUCUGGGACUGGUUCACUCAGGCGGGGCCAGAGCCGUGGUUCUCCCCACAGCAACCUGACCAGCAGCCUGUCCCGCUCCCAGUCCAGCGACAGCCUGGAGACGGCCACAGAGGAGAACAUGGUGCGUUCCCAGAGCCUCACCCACGUCAAGAGGAUCCCCUCCCCCACCGUGCCACCCAUCAUCCGCUCCUACUCCUUCAACAGGGCCUCGGAGCUGACCAAGGAGCUGCCCAGGCCUCUAGCCAAGUCCCUGCUGGUCAAGACAUCUCCCCUGACCAGACUGACCCCUGUGUUGAGUAGUGGGGGGAGAGGAAACGGCCUACAUCUUAGUAAGGGUGGACCUAGACUAGUACCAGGCAGGGCUGAGGUGGGAACAACUAGCUGCAUCUUGCCACCUAUCACACUGAGGAAGUCCUUACUACCUAGUUCAGCCUCCUGCACCACCAAGCCUAAGGCCCUCAGCUACAGGCUCACACGACCCUCCCUCAUCAAGCAGCCUCGCCCUGUCCUGGCCGCCACCUCCCAGAAGGUCCAUGGCAACACAGAGGAAAGCGAGGGGAGGAGGAACUCGGUGGAGAUGCCCCCUGUCACUCCAGACCCGACCAGCAUCACUGACAGCCCAGGGAGCACCCCAGAGGGCCUGCUAGAGGAGCCUGUGGCCCUGAGUGUGGUCCAUCCCCUGGGGGAAGGCCUGGAGGACAUGUCACUCUCCUCCACCUCCUCCCUGGAGUGCAACGACACCAGCGAAGAGUACAUGGACGAUUUUGACAACCUGGGAAAUGGAGGAGACGGCAUUCUGCUGCUCCCUGCCCAGAACAGAGGGCUCGACCAAUCACAGCCUGACUUGGAUGAUGAUGACAAUGCAGACGUCAACCGACGUCAUGGUGGAACAUCCAUGACUGGCCUUCACAGCUUCCUGUCUAACAGUGUGGACUGGGCCAGGAUGGGACUCACUGGUAGGAUUUCACAUUAAUCCAAAUAAUUUACUUUAAAGACUAAGGGCCGGUUUCCCAGACACAGACACUGGCCCUAAAUGACAUACCAUAAUACUAACCAAAACAAAUUAACCAAUAUUCCCUCAGUGAUUUGGUAGCAGGUGAGUAACACCUCUGCCUUCUCCUCUCUGUUUUAGGGGGUAGAGGAGAUUUAGGGGGGUUGUCUCGGCGUGCUAGCCAGGCCCUGUCCGGGGGUGCAGACUACCCCCUUGGCUCAUCUCUGGACCUGUCCCCCUCAGACUCAGGCUCGGGGGGGACCUACAUGUGGGACGAGGAGGGUCUGGAGCCCCUUGGGACCAUCACACACCCC